Archocentrus centrarchus (flier cichlid) is the source of this 1629-nucleotide messenger RNA. Its product is annotated as nuclear factor 7, brain-like. The record is from RefSeq and is a predicted model, not a curated record. The coding region runs from base 49 to 1452 and encodes 467 amino acids. The transcript has 2 exons. Gene Ontology annotation, molecular function: protein binding; zinc ion binding. NCBI's taxonomy places the organism in Eukaryota, Metazoa, Chordata, Actinopteri, Cichliformes, Cichlidae.
UUUGGGACUACCUCCUUCCUGCUUUCUGUUUUGCAUGCGGAACAGAAAAUGGCUUUCCAUUUAGGGGAGGAUUUAUGCUGCCCUACCUGUCAGGACAUCUUUAAGGAUCCUGUCCUGCUCUUGUGUAGCCACAGCUUCUGCAGAGCCUGUCUGCAGAGCUGGUGGAAAGGCAAACAAAUCAAGCAGUGUCCAGUUUGUCGGACAGUGUGCCAGUGGGACGAUCCACCUUGUAACCUGGCACUGAAGAACCUUUGUGAGGCAUUUUUGCAGAGUCGGAGAGCUUCAUCAGGGUCUGAAGCUCUCUGCAGUCUGCACUCUGAGAAGCUCAAGCUCUUCUGUCUGGACCACAAGGAGCCUGCGUGUGUCAUCUGUCGGGAUGCAAAAAUACACACUGACCACCAGUUCAGUCCCAUUGGUGAAGUUGCGCAGGAUCACAGAGAGGUGCUCCAGAAGUCCCUGAAGCCCUUACAGCAGAAGUUAAAGGUUUUUAAUGAAGUUAAAGUGAACUUACAUCAAGCAGCAGAGCACAUUAAAGCACAGGCUCAGCAGACAGAAAGGAACCUUAGGGAGCAGUUUAAGAAGCUUCACCAGUUCCUAGAGGAAGAAGAGGAGGCCAGGUUGGCAGUUCUGUGGCAGGAAGCGGUGCAGAAGAGCCAGCUGAUGAAGGAGAAGAUGGAGUCUCUGAGCAGAAAGAUGGCAGCUCUUUCAGGCACAGUCAGAGCCACAGAGGAGCUGCUCAGAGCUGGAGAUGCGUCCUUCCUGAGGAGCUACAAAGCUACUGUGGAAAGAGUCCAGCGGUACCCCCAGCUAGAUGAGCCACAGCUGGCCACAGGAGCACUGAUAGAUGUGGCCAAACACCUGGGCAACCUGACCUUCAACAUUUGGAACAAGAUGAAAGACAUUGUCACCUACAGUCCUGUGAUUCUGGAUCCAAAUUCAGCCAAUCCAGAACUCAUUCUGUCUGAAGAUCUGACUGGUGUGAGGCGUGGAAAGAGAAGGUCUCUUCCAGAAAACCCAGAGAGGUUUGAAUACUGGGAUUCUGUCCUGGGCUCUGAGGGCUUUAACUCGGGAACUCACAGCUGGGACGUGGAGGUUGGAGACAACAAAGACUGGGAGGUGGGAGUGUUAGCAGAGUCUGUGUGCAGGAGAGAAUUUGUGGGGUCCACAGUGUGGAGUAUAGAAUUCAGCAAUGGUGGCUACAGAGCGUACUCCCUGACAAACAAAUACACCACUCUCACAGUUCCAGAGAAGGUCAAGAAGGUCAGAGUUCAUCUGGACUGGGACAAAGGGAAGCUGUCAUUUUUGGAGCCUGAUACCAACACACACAUGCACACUUUCAUGCACACAUUCACUGAAAAACUGUGCCCCUACCUUUGCACCAGGAACACACAGCCUCUGAAAAUAGUGCCUGUAAAAGUCUGCGUGAGCAAACACGGAGAUCAGGAUGAGUGAACGUCUUGUUCGAUGACCGUAGCUGCCAGUGACCAGAGCAAUAACAGAUUUUUGGUGCAGAACCGAUUUCACCCAGCAGCAGCCAGCCAUCUCUAGCAACCUCUCACCAUUUGGUCAGGAAAUACAUAUUUGCAUUGCUGGUCUCUUGGCCUGUGUGACUGAGGCCUAAAUGUACUA